Phyllopteryx taeniolatus (common seadragon) is the source of this 3754-nucleotide messenger RNA. Its product is annotated as leucine-rich repeat-containing protein 52-like. Gene Ontology annotation, molecular function: potassium channel activator activity; transmembrane transporter binding; voltage-gated potassium channel activity. The record is from RefSeq and is a predicted model, not a curated record. The transcript is spliced from 2 exons. NCBI's taxonomy places the organism in Eukaryota, Metazoa, Chordata, Actinopteri, Syngnathiformes, Syngnathidae. Gene Ontology annotation, cellular component: voltage-gated potassium channel complex. The coding region runs from base 833 to 1765 and encodes 310 amino acids.
UAAAGCCGUCAAUGGCAGCGAAUGUUAAUAAUUUUGUACAGUAAUUGCUGUAUUCUCUGAAGCAUUAAUAUUCAUUUGUGCAGCUGCAAUGCCUCGAUUUUACUGAGGUUAGUUCAGAGUAACAGCCACGAACGCAGUUGACCUACUAAUUCCUUAAACGGGUGUGGUGGAUUUCCGGGCGUCUGCGUUUCACCGUUCUUCUGGCCGUAGGGUUAGCUGUACUUAUCGUGAGGAGGAUACACCAUAUUUGGUGUGUUGUUGUUGCUUUUCUUUUCUUUUUCUUUUUCUUUUUCUUUUUUGUUGUUGCUGUCCACAAGGUGGCGCUCUUGUCCAUGAAUCGACCGUAUCCCUUAAUGUCACCUGGACGUCCCGUUUGAAGGGUUCAUCGUUCUCCCUGACAACACAAAGGAGACAACUUCUUCUGGCAAAGAUCGAUUGUGAUAAACGAAUAUGAUUUGGGGAGCAAUUCACUGAAAUGUUGCGAAUGACAGCACGUCUUCUUGUGAUUCUUACGAUUACGAUUGGUGUUGUUGUUGAACGUCGUUCAGCUUGACCGUCAACUGGUUUGUGAGGCACAACGAUCUUGCGUGUGUCGUCGACAAUCCGGCGCGCACGUGCGCGCGGCGGAUGACGCCGAAUGUUCUCGCUCCGGUUGAACCCUCGCGCCCUCCCCUGACCAGCGCCACACAUGACGUCGUGAGCGCGCAGGCGGCAUGACGCGCGCCGGCUCGGCAUCGGAACCAGCUGAAGCGUCGCGCGAGAGAGCAACAUCGAAGAAUGUGAGCGCGCGUGGGUCUUUCCGAGCGGGCUGCAUGAAGCCGUCGGCGGUGUCAUGCGUCUCGCCCCGCAGCCGAGCGCGCAUCAUCCGCGGCUCCUCCUCCUCCUCCUCGCGGCGGGGGCGACCGCGUCCCAGCCGCUGUCGCCGGGCUGCCCGGACCGCUGCGUGUGCGACGAGCAGCUGGCGGUUCAAUGCGCCGGGCGGCACCUGCGCAGCUUCCCCGCGGACUUGCCGCUGGCCACUCGGCAGCUCCUCAUCUCGGACAACUUCGUGGCGGAGCUGCCUCCGCUCGCGCUCAACUACCUGUCGGAUCUGGUGUACCUGGACUGCAGCAACAACUCCUUGACGGAGAUCUCCCAGUCCACUUUCGGGAAUCUCAGGAAGUUGGCCUACCUCGACCUCUCCUUCAACAUCCUGACUCGGAUCGAGGACAGGACCUUCGGGCCGCUGGACGCUCUGGUCAUGCUGCGGCUGACGGACAACCCCUUCCUGUCCGAGAUCCACCGGGACGCCUUUGCGGAGAACCUGGCCCUGCAGGUGCUGGACGUGAGCCGGAACAACUUGACGUCGCUGAACGUCAGCUCCCUGAUCUCGCUGCCCGCCCUGCGCUCGCUGGGCCUCAGCGGGAACCCUUGGAGCUGCCAGUGCGCCAGCGAGGAGCUCGGCCUGUGGGUCCGCUUGGAGGCCUUCAAGUUUCAAGAUGAGGGCCAGACCGUGUGCGGUUCCCCGGACGACCUGCGGGGCCGUCGUCUCGGCGAGGCGGCCGUCCAAUUACGGACGUCGUGCCACCACACUCUAGGUUCCUGGGACUAUCUUUUCUUCGUCAUCAUCGGCUUUGUCAUCUUCGCCGCGGGCACCGUGUCGGCCUGGGUCACGGGGGUCGUCAUGGUGCGCUACGAGCGCUACGUCAAGAAGAAAGACGAGCGGCCGGAACUGGACGAGGAAGAGGACGGGGAGGCGGGGGGGACGGGCCGGGAGCGACCCUGAGAACGCUUUGUUAGGAGCUCCGCUUCACCGUGGCUACGUUGCAUUCUCGCAGUGCCUCCCUCCGUGGACCUCCUGGAUGUCCUUCUGCAUCUGAGAGGACGAACCGGCUCCAAACGCACCGCGGCGUGCACGGUGACCGAGUUACUUGUCCGUGCCUCUGUUGGGCUGGCACGUGGUCAGUGAACUGCGAGUGAAGCCGAGUCUCUUCCAGCAAAGUGCGAGUGACUUGACGCGCGAAUCGACGGCAACGGCAAUUGUUAGGAGAACAUUGAUAACGUUUGAUCGAUGGCCCACUACCUCGCAAACAGAAACGUACAGCGGACGUCAAUUACACCAGAGGGCUAAAACUUUGACUUCUGUGUAACUAUGUGUACCGUUUCUACGUAACUCAAGGUAACAAAUAAGUUGGUAAAAUGUAAAAGUGUCAAGGGCCCAAAAGCAGUAGAAUCCGGUGACAAAAACUGAGAUGAGCAAAUUUGCUCGAUGACACGCAAUGUUGUAUUCAAGGUACAAUUUGGAGUUGGACAUGACAGGAGAAUAUGAUUAAAAUCAUCUGUUGCAAAAUCUGGCCCCAUCUAAUGUCUCUGAUUACAUGUUUUACUGUAAUUGGCAAACAAGAAUAGCCAAUUUUGUCAAAAGUCAUUUGUGUCAAACGGCCGUCUGUUGUCUCACGAGAGCGGCUCCGACGACCCGAGACAAAUUCCUCGUGUGUUCUUGACAUAUUUGGCAAAUAAAGAUGAUUCUGAUUCCGAUCAGAGAGCGGCGUGGCCGAAUAGUCUGUCAAUCAUUUGCACAUGCCCACCGUGCAUAAGGCGUCUCGCGAGGACACACGCGGCCUCUCGCAAAUGGAGAAGAAGAUUCUAGUUUCUUGGCUCGAUGGAAUUGGACAGCUGUCUACUUCAAAUCGAGGGGAAAGAUCUGUAACGCUGGCGUGCGUCCCAUACGUGGACAGUCGCACGGCCGAGCUUGGAAAACCACCUCGUACGUCGUCAGCUAAGCUGAUGGCCUCUCCUAUUUUUAAUCGACGGAACGUUCCCCCAAAACUGCUAACAUUUCACGUAAGGUCGCACGGUAAGGCGGCCAGAAGAGCGGCACGAACAGGCCCUUUCUUUCGGCGGGGGCGGGCACCGAAAUGAGGCUACAUUCAAAUAUUGCUAGCCGUUUGAAACUGCAUAUUUCCCUUUAAAAGUCAUUUGUAUCAUGGUAAAAUGCUUUCAUUGCUGCGUUAGAGCUUGUGGGCAAACUUCAUCUUCUAUGUAGACCCUCGACCUCCUGAUCGGCUCCUGAAAUUUGAGAUGAGGUAGAAAAAUGAAUGGCUAAUACAGUACGGUUUGCUAUAACACGCCACCACUGAAGGCAGUUCUUUUUUAUGACACAACAAAUAUCAUUUAUUCAUCACGACUAUAAUGAAAGGCGUUUGCUGAUUGAGCUGAUCUGCACGGCAGCGCUGGUGUGUGUUGGUGCUAGCCGCGAGGCAAGUUUCUUGGACAUCCAAUUCUUGUGCAACAUGGUGAAAAAAAAGGCUGCAAGGUGACACCGAUACGCAGAAAGCGAGAAUGGAAAAGACCAGCGUACCAGGUCAAUGAACUUCACGGUGCUGCUCUUCGAUGAUUACGGGGACAACGUUGGAUGCCAGUUUUGUACUUGAUGGACAAAAAAACAACAACUGCGAUGAAGGUGAUUACUCGGCCACCAUUUUCGGAAAGGUUUCAUCUCCAUGGUGUGAGACCUUCAGGCGCACUACAGGAAGCUCCCUGGAACACUCUCAGCGGCAUUCGAUAUAUAAAUAACACUUCAUAUUCACGUCUCUCUGGUGCCAUUAUUGUGAUAUUUCCUCAGCAUGAAGGUGAAACUCAUGAAUAAAUGCGUCUCUGCUCUUCCUCAUUCAUACUCAGUGUAACUGUAACUGGAUGGAAACGAGAAGCUCACAUUUUGCUGCCAUUUUUGCAUGACCCCGCCUGUUUUUUGUUCGAUAAAUGUGUACGUGUA